Molecule: messenger RNA, 775 nt
Organism: Rhincodon typus (whale shark)
Lineage: Eukaryota; Metazoa; Chordata; Chondrichthyes; Orectolobiformes; Rhincodontidae
Product: transmembrane protein 178A-like
Exons: 1
Coding region: 246-734 (162 amino acids)
Biological process (GO): regulation of cytosolic calcium ion concentration; negative regulation of osteoclast differentiation
Cellular component (GO): endoplasmic reticulum membrane
Source: RefSeq, a predicted model, not a curated record
CAGGAGAAGGCAGUGCAGAGCUUAGCUUAGCACCUUACCAUAAGCUCUGCCCUAGUGUGUGUCUGAGCCAGUGUAGCCAAGGCCCGGACAGAUGACCACGGGCAGCGCCAGAGCCUCGGCCACGAUGUAAAAGAGGCGGAAGUCAAAGGGGUGGGGGAGCUGGGGGAGACAUCCUGAGCUCUGGGAGAGCGGCGUUGUCUGGGACGAGAGAAGGGCAGGCAGCAGGCUCGGGGGUGAGCGGAGAGAUGGAGAAGGGGGUGUGGGUGACUGCACUCAGCCUGUUCCUCAGCGGCUCCGCUCUCUUGUUGCUGACCACGGCGAUCUUCACUGACCACUGGUACGAGAUGGACACCCGGAGGCACAGGGCGGACUGUGAACGCGCUCCUAUCCCGGGGGCCAGCGGCGGUGAGCGCAGGCGGGUCAUGCCCAUCUCCAACCUGCCACUGAGGGAGCGCGGCAAGCCCGAGGAGCCAGCCCCUGGACCCCGGGGCCCUCUCAAAGCCCUGGCCCCGCUCACUCCGGGCCCGGGCCCGGCCGGCGAGCAGGAGCUGCUGGAAAGCUGGCACUCGGUGCUGGGGCUCGGCGUCUUCGAGUCGGACUGCGCCCGUCCUCUGUUCGCCACUUACACAGGGCUGUGGAGGAAAUGUUACCACACGGGCAUCGACCGAGACAUUGACCAGCUCAUUUCCAAGGGUAAGAUUCAGGAGCUCAUGACCCUGAGCAAAACCGGAUAGACCUUUUCAAGUCGGUUUGUUUUCAAUUAAAAUAAACGAAU